AUGGCCAGCGCAUUUCCGGAGCUGCCCAGAAUUCAAGGACGACGAGGUGCUGACUUCCUGAAACCCAAAGAGGAGAUUGAGGUGCCAGCGCCCAGUGAUAAGCCUCCAGAAGAAGAGGCGCGGCACUUCGUGGUCUGCAAAAAGCCGCUGCCACUGGGUGAGCCGCGUGCCUGCGAAAUGGAAGGCUACGAGGCCUGCGAGGACAAGUGCAAAGAACACUUCCAUGAAGACAAGACCUGUUAUGAGACCUGCAUCAGUCACUGCGUCAUUGGUAGGAACAAACUGAAGGAGAUGCGAGUCGAGCCCAACUGCUAUGCCGAAAAAGUGGCCCCAGGUGACUUGGCCAACCCGCAGCCAAAGGAGCCGGAGGUCUAUGAUGAAAUCUACAAGGUGAUUGAUGUGAACAUGAGGGCCAAGAUCCCAAGCCCAGCCACCGCCGCUACCGCCUUCAAUCUGUCCUUUUCUUUGCUGUGCUAUAGUUUCCAACUUGUCUUCAGCGUGGAUGUGGCAGUUGGAAGUGAUGGAGAAAUUCGUGGACUCAUCCGGGUGGAGUCUCAGAAGGAUCCCGAUGGCUUCUCCUCCAUCGAGGAGGUGCCGAUGACCAGCGACACCUGGCCAGACGGCACCUGGAACAGGGCCGACGACCACUGUCGAGCCAAGGGGAAGAAGCUUUGCGACUACAAGAAGGUGUGCCCUAAGGGCCGUUCACACGAUCCUGCCAUUCCUGGCGGUCAAAAGAAAUAUGAGAUGUGGACGCCAGUGCGAAAUGCAGAAGAUCCCAACAAUCCCGUGGAAUGGGUGCAGGUGGGAACGCGACAGAAGGGUGACCUGUGCUGUCUGAUCUCCAGCGAUUGCCAUGGCCGCGUGAAGAACUUCCAGGGCUGGGGACAGGUGAAGAGCUUCAAUGGCUUCAUCUAUUGUUGCGACAAUGACCUUCCAGGGGGCUUGCAAGAGCUUCAGUUGACCAGCCAGCACUGGAACGGCUCCUGGGCGGAGGCCGCCAGCGUUUGCGAGACGAAGGGAAUGAAGUUGGCGCGCUGGGCAGAUCUGUGCCCCAAAGGCAGUGGCAAAACCUCCUCAGUACCACAACUUGGCAAGGAUAUGUGGACGCCCGUGGUGAACACCGGGGAUCAGAACAACAGUAUCCAGUGGGUACAGGUAGGUCUGCGGCUGGAGGGUGACAUCUGCAAGCUCAUCAGCGAUGUGCCGGGCCAUAGCGAGAACUUCCGUGGCUGGGGCGAGUUGAGACCGUACACUGAAUACAUCUACUGCAGGUCCAACAACAGCCUUGCUGAAGAUCCCAAAUCCUGGUCCCUAAAAACCUCUGUUUGGCUCCAUUGGAUUCCAUUGACCCUCUUAGCGAUGCACUGA
Messenger RNA from Cladocopium goreaui, 1371 nucleotides. The record is from the annotation of a GenBank genome assembly. Lineage: Eukaryota; Dinophyceae; Suessiales; Symbiodiniaceae.